UUUUUACCCAACCCGCUAUAAGAACCCUCACUCAGCCAUCGUCAAUGGCGGAUUUCACACACAUCAGACGCCGAUUUUUCUGAGGAUGAACGAGCUGGUGCAGAAGAACACGCUGUACGUCGGCGGCCUCGCGGAGGAGGUGAACGAGAGCAUUCUCCACGCCGCCUUCAUCCCCUUCGGAGAUAUCAAGGACGUCAAAACCCCACUCGACCAGGCCACGCAGAAGCACCGCUCCUUCGGCUUCGUCACCUUCCUCGAGCGGGAGGACGCCGCCGCCGCCAUGGACAACAUGGACGGCGCCGAGCUCUACGGCCGCGUCCUCACAGUCAAUUACGCCCUGCCGGAGAAAAUCAAGGGCGGUGAACAGGGCUGGGCGGCCAAACCUAUUUGGGAGGAUGCUGACACGUGGUUCGAGAGGCAAGAGCAAGAGCGUGAAAGGCAGAGGCUUCAGGAGGAGCAACGAGCUGCCAUGAAAGUUGCAGAGGAGCUCCACCGCAAGAAAGUUGCAGAGGAGAGAGAAGGAGAGAAGGAAGAUGAAGUUGCAGAUGAUCCUAUGAAAAUGGCCGAAGCCGAGGUUUUGAACCAAAAUGCAUAAGAUGGUUCGUGUAAACAAAAGCCGGUACUUUGUUAUGUGGUGUGAGAUCAAUUCCUUUGCAGCCUNAUUU
Molecule: messenger RNA, 665 nt
Organism: Striga asiatica
Lineage: Eukaryota; Viridiplantae; Streptophyta; Magnoliopsida; Lamiales; Orobanchaceae
Source: the annotation of a GenBank genome assembly